This is a messenger RNA of Penicillium waksmanii, 258 nucleotides long. RefSeq lists its product as uncharacterized. NCBI's taxonomy places the organism in Eukaryota, Fungi, Ascomycota, Eurotiomycetes, Eurotiales, Aspergillaceae. The transcript is spliced from 4 exons. The record is from RefSeq and is a predicted model, not a curated record. The coding region runs from base 1 to 258 and encodes 85 amino acids.
AUGCAUUUAAUGUCUGCUAGUGUCCGCUUUGCUAGCGUGGAAGAAUGGGAGGACUUCAGCAAGAACGACGAUGAAAAGGCACUUGAAAAGAUGUUCACUGGCAAGGGAGCGACCGUCCAGAAGCCAAUCAAUUCCACCCAUGGAUUGCCUCCAAUCCAUGAUGUGAGACUUGAGGCGCCAGAUGAUAUGGAAGUCGAAGAUCUGCAAAGCUCUGAAUUUCCAGCGGGUGUUCUGGUUUAUAUUGAGGAGGACCUUUGA